Messenger RNA from Austrofundulus limnaeus, 2251 nucleotides. RefSeq names its product Enah/Vasp-like b (gene evlb). NCBI's taxonomy places the organism in Eukaryota, Metazoa, Chordata, Actinopteri, Cyprinodontiformes, Rivulidae. The transcript is spliced from 13 exons. Gene Ontology annotation, biological process: protein homotetramerization; actin polymerization or depolymerization; positive regulation of actin filament polymerization. Bases 605 to 1840 code for a protein of 411 amino acids. Gene Ontology annotation, molecular function: SH3 domain binding; profilin binding; actin binding. Gene Ontology annotation, cellular component: cytoskeleton. The record is from RefSeq and is a predicted model, not a curated record.
CUUCACUCCACCCUCCUCUUUCUUCUGUCUCAGAAGCGUAAAACAACCAAAGGACUCAUUUCCUCUUUCAGUCCUCUGGAUGUGAGGUGUCCCAUCAUAUUUGAAGCAGUUCUUUAGAUUUUUUUUCUCAUCACCUAUUUGCUUAAAAUCGCUCCUCUGCCAGCUGAAGGAUGAGUUGGUGACUGAAAUCCAGGAUUCUUUGAUUUAUUUAUUUUUYCCACCCUCCUGAUUCUUUGGGAUGCAGCAUCUUUUGCCGGAGUCAUCUUUGUUCUYCUGCAGCUGAGUGUACAGUAGCUGCUGUAGUGGGGAAAUAGGUUAGUGUGCCUGUUUGGCGUCAGACAGCAGAGGUGACUGCGUGUUGGCGGCACAGAGGACAUGAAGAGGAAGGGGAUGUCUUCUCCACGGUAGCGUCCUCCAGUCCUGCAGCCGUCUGUGCAGAAUGUUUCCGCCCUGCUCCAGCCUUUAGCGGGAGUGUCAGCGGCUAAUUUCAGGACAAAGAGAGAAAAAAGGUUGCCAGAGGACAAAUACUCUACCUCUUGAAUUUUUAUUUUUAUUUUUAGCUCCAGAACAGGGCUGACCUGUGCGCCUGCUCCGUGCACGCACCAUGGACAUCAACCUCCAGUCGCAUCGAUUCUACUUCCCUCAGAUCUACUGUGCUGAGCCGGGGGUGCAGCCACAGCUUGCAGAGUUCAAAGUCAGUGAGCAGAGUAUCUGCCAGGCGCGGGCCUCCGUCAUGGUCUACGAUGACACCAGCAAGAAGUGGGUUCCCAUCAAACCGGGCCAGCAGGGAUUCAGCCGCAUCAACAUCUACCACAACACUACCAGCAACACCUUCCGGGUGGUGGGGGUCAAACUGCAGGACCAGCAGGUGGUUAUAAAUUACUCCAUAGUGAAGGGUCUGAAGUACAACCAAGCCACGCCGACCUUCCACCAAUGGAGGGACGCCAGGCAGGUCUAUGGCCUCAACUUUGCCAGUAAGGAGGAGGCCACCACCUUCUCCAAUGCCAUGCUAUUUGCUCUCAACGUCCUCAGUGCUCAGGAUGGAGGUCCAGCUCUCCAGCGUCAGGUCCAGAACGGCCCGACUUCAGAUGAGAUGGAAGCUCAGAGAGCAAGGCAGAUGAUGGAGCAGCAGCAGCAGCAGCAGCAGAUGCAGGCUCACAUGGAGCGGGAGCGACGCUCUUCUAACUCAGGUUCUCCUUUCCAGGGCCUCUCUGCUGUGCUCUCCGUGGCCCCACCUGUAAUACCUCCACCAGUCAACAUGGGCGGCCCUCCUCCUCCUCCGCCACCGCCGGGCCCACCGCCCCCAUCAGCGGGGGGCCCUCAGCCUCACCUCCCUCCUCCGCUGCCCUUAGGAGGAGGCGGCCAAGGGGACGAGGCUCCUGCGCCCACGGGUCUCGCCGCGAUGAUCGCUGGAGCCAAACUGCGUCGAGUCCAAAGACCUGAGGAGAGCUCUUCAGGCGCCAAAAACGAAGCCAACCGAACGAGCGGGGGGAGCGGAGGACUGAUGGAGGAGAUGAACGCUCUGCUGGCGCGAAGAAGGAAAGCAGCUUCAGAGAAGCCAGAGGACAGCCAAAAUGACGAUCCAAACUCUCCAUCCCCCAGCACUCGGAGUGGACAGAACUCAACAGAUGCUAAGAAGCCCUGGGACCGAGCUAACUCUGCAGACAGGUCAAUGGUUUCCAGGGUACGACCUGCAGGGAGCGGAGGAGACACAGACUCGUUAGACCUCGACAGGAUGAAACAGGAGAUCUUGGAUGAGGUGUUUCGUGAAUUGCACAAAGUAAAGGAAGAAAUAAUUGAUGCUCUUAGACUUGAACUCAGCCGAGUCAGCACGACAUAAUCUUCGAGACCUGACCCCACCUUUUUUUUCUACGCGUUGCCCCUGCUGCUGUAGCUGCUGAGGCCCUGAGGAGGAGGAGGAGAAGUCAGGAACUGAGGCCCAAACUGUGACAUCUACUCAUCGUGUGGAGCUGUGGUGUUGAAGCAACGCAGCAACGUUAAUAACACCUCAGAUGUGUCUGUGUACCAUUUGGUUUGUUCAUUUCAAACAGAAACACGGGAAAUGGGCCACACCCUCACUCUGAUUAYACAGUUCUGUUAACGUUUUUGUCCGUCUGUUCGCCCAGGUCUCCCUUCUGUCUUUGGCCCAAAGGAAAAUGAUUAAAUUCUUAAAUUACAUUGUUUUUGUUAAGUUUGAUUUUCAUAUAACUAUCAUUUUUAUUAUCAUUACUAUCAUACUUCUGAUCGUUAA